Molecule: messenger RNA, 1089 nt
Organism: Daphnia pulex (common water flea)
Lineage: Eukaryota; Metazoa; Arthropoda; Branchiopoda; Diplostraca; Daphniidae
Gene: Taf8
Product: transcription initiation factor TFIID subunit 8-like
Exons: 6
Coding region: 116-994 (292 amino acids)
Biological process (GO): transcription initiation at RNA polymerase II promoter
Cellular component (GO): transcription factor TFIID complex
Molecular function (GO): protein heterodimerization activity
Source: RefSeq, a predicted model, not a curated record
GUUUAGCAACGACCAACGACUGUACUGCUAGUUUUGUUGCAUUGUCAACAAAACCAUUCAACAAAUAUUAUAAUUCAAUAAAAAAUCAUUUCUUCUAUAAACCACAACACCGAGAAUGACUACUACUGUUUCAGAACCCAUCAUGUCUGGAGCAGCUUCUAGAAGGAAACUGCUUCAGGCCAGUGUGAGUUGUUUGUGUAGUGAGGCAGGCUUCAGUGCAGUAGAUGAAUUGUCAUUGGAGACCCUUACCGAGAUGAUGCAGAGCUUUCUGACUGAACUUGGUCAUAGUAGCCGUCUUUACUGUGAAUUAUCUGCAAGAGUGGAACCUGUUGUAGGAGAUGUUGUUAUGGCCUUGGUUUCAAUGGGAAUUAAGCACAACUCUUUGGAAUCAUAUGCUCAAAGAGCAAGAAGGCUAGUUUUACCAACUCCUACUCAAGCUGUUGCAACCAAACAAAUUGGAAUUUUACAAACUGGUCAAAAGAGACCACAUCCAAGUCAUAUCCCAGAUCAUUUGCCAGCAUUUCCAGAUUCACAUGCAUAUGUUCAAACACCAACUCACAAACAACCUAUUACGGACUACGAAACUAUUCGAGAAAAGGCAUCCUGUCAAAAGCGAGAUGUGGAGAGAGCACUGACGCGCUUUGUCGCUAAAACAGGGGAAACGCAGAGUUUCUUUUUGGUCGAAGAUUUGACGCAUUAUCCCCUUAUUGCAUGUAAGCCAAUGGAUAAACCGUUUUUGUCCGCCCUUCUCCCUCGCGAUCAAACUUUUGAAGAAGACGAGGCAGCCGUCCACAUGCAAAAGCAAGAAGAAGCAAAUGCUGAAGCCAUUAAAGCCGCCAAGUUGGAUCAGGAGAAAGAGAACAAUGAAAUGAUGGAUAACCUUGGACCUAAUGGCUCACUGAUGGAAAUGUCAAAUUCAGAACCAUUUAUCAUGGAAAAUCCAUUCAUCAGACCAGUUAAAAUGCCUUUUUCAAAGAAAAAGAGCUCCCCAUAACCACAAUCCAUAUUGUUAAAUUUAGUUUAUUUUUCGUACUAUUUGUGUAUCAGCUGUCAUCUCAUUUUUUCCAUAAAUGUGAAUAUGAAUCUUGA